Molecule: messenger RNA, 838 nt
Organism: Crotalus tigris (Tiger rattlesnake)
Lineage: Eukaryota; Metazoa; Chordata; Lepidosauria; Squamata; Viperidae
Product: cathelicidin-related peptide Oh-Cath-like
Exons: 4
Coding region: 110-559 (149 amino acids)
Biological process (GO): defense response
Cellular component (GO): extracellular region
Source: RefSeq, a predicted model, not a curated record
CCCACCCCAGGGAGGAAGGGAGGGGCCAUAAAUAGGGCAGCCCCGAGUGGCGUUUCCAGGCUGGGCCAGCGAGACUCAGUUUCCCCUUCGGAGAAGCCGGCUGAGGAAGAUGAUCCCCACUUGGGCGGCUCUGCUGGUCCUGGGCUUGGCUACCGCAGCCCCCCAGAUGCGGGUCCUGACCCAGCAGCAGGCCCUGGCCUCGGCCGUCGCCCUCUACAACCAGCAGAGACCCUCGGAGUGGGCCUUCCGCCUGCUGGAGGCCGAGCCCCAGGCGGACUGGGACCCGACCAGCCCAAGCCCGCAGGGGCUGAAGUUCUCCAUCAAGGAGACGGUGUGUCCCUCCUCGCAGACCCACAACCUGACCCAGUGCGACUACAAGGAAGACGGGCUGGAUCGAGAUUGUUCCGGAAUCUAUUCGACACAACAAUCGCCGAUUGUGAGCGUCCAAUGUCAGGACAUGGAUCGAGAGCUGAAGCGGAUCUCCCGAAGACGCUGGAGGAGGAGCGCCCAACGUCCCCCGCUACUUUUCGGGCUCCCCUUCACCUCGAAACCGACAUAAAAUAAUCCUUCUCCUCUUGAAAGAUCUGACAGCUUCGAUUGCAUCUGACAAAUGACACGGCUUUUUUUCUUUUCUUUUUUACUUCUCCUUUUUGAGACGUGCAGAAUUGCAUAAUAAAAAUCUCCUUUGGACCACGGUGGUUGAAAACGUCCGUUUUAUUUUACUCUGGAGGGAAGGAAACGCUUUGGAGGGUAAAGAGAGCAGUAGCACUUUAGACUUAUAGGCCGCUUCAUCGUCCUUUUUACAGCCCUCUCUAAGCGGUUUGCAGAGUCGGCACGU